Molecule: messenger RNA, 537 nt
Organism: Fonsecaea multimorphosa CBS 102226
Lineage: Eukaryota; Fungi; Ascomycota; Eurotiomycetes; Chaetothyriales; Herpotrichiellaceae
Exons: 3
Coding region: 1-537 (178 amino acids)
Biological process (GO): pyruvate import into mitochondria
Cellular component (GO): mitochondrial inner membrane
Molecular function (GO): pyruvate transmembrane transporter activity
Source: RefSeq, a predicted model, not a curated record
AUGUCCGCCCGCUUCGGAUUGCGCUUUGCGCAGCAAACCGCCCGACAGUCGACAACUUCAUUCACGUCAAGAGCGCCUUUUCAAUUGAGAAACCCUGUGUUUCGACGAUGGCAGGGCACAGCCGCUAACCCAGCCGUCGAAGGUGCGCCGCCGCAGUCUCUGUUUCAGAAACUCUGGACCAGCGAGGUCGGCAUCAGGACGGUGCAUUUCUGGGCUCCUAUCAUGAAAUGGGGUGUCGUCCUUGCCGGCGCAUCAGACUUCCUCCGUCCAGCCGAAAAGCUAUCGUUGACACAGAACGCGGCUCUCAUGGCUACAGGUUCUAUCUGGACGAGAUGGUGCUUCGUCAUUCGACCAAAGAACAUGCUUCUUGCCGCUGUCAACUUCUGCCUCUUCCUUGUAGGUACUAUCCAGUGCACCCGUAUCUUCCUGUAUCGGAGCUCGCAAACAGGCAGCGCCACCGCUGCCUUGAAGGACAUGGAGAAGGACAUCGAGAACUCGGCGAAGGGUGUGGAGAAGAAGGUGGAAGCCAAGUUGUAA